AUGGCGGCCAAAGGCAACCAGGCGAUGCCGAACGGAAGCCGCAAGGAGGAAAAUGCCUUUUGGAGGGUCUUGCGCCUCCCGGUGGUGAACUCAGCAUGCAGCAGCCUCCAAAAGACAUACAACGCUGCCAAAGAGUCUCAUCCUCUGGUGGCGUCAGUGUGCGACGCUUAUGAGAGAGGGAUCCAAGCCGCCAGCUCGCUUGCUGCGUGGAGCAUGAAACCGGUGGUGCGGAAGCUAGAACCUCAACUUGCAGUAGCCAAUGUCUUGGCUUGCCAAGGCCUGGAUCACUUGGAGCAAAGAAUUCCUGCCCUUCACAAGCCAGUGGAGGAAGUGACCUCUGAGCUAAAGGGCUCCAUCGGCACUCAUAUUCAAAGUGCUAGGCACUCGAUCGCCGAUGCCCUGGACUGGAUCUUGGGGUUGGCUGAGGAAAGCUGUGAGCAGGCUCAGAAUACUGUGAGAGAUGUCGUUGAGGACGCCAGGAGCAGUCGAGUGAGCUACAUGGCCGAAGCAGGAGUAGAAGUGGCGAUCGGAAAGGUGGAGAAGUUGGUGGGCGCCCUCCGUCCGAAACCUGAGUGCAACUCAGCUCGUGAGGAUUCAGAGAUUCGUGUCUCAAGGGAGGGAUCUCCCUCCGGCAUCUUUGGAAGGGUCAGUGCUUUGGCCCUCAAUGUUUCCCAGCUUGCCUACAGACAGACAACCCGAACCAUCCAACACACCAGAGCCAAGGGAGAGGAAUGGGCUAUGUGGAUUCCAGGCCUGGGUGGGUUGGCUGGGCAGAGUUCAACCAAGACCCAGCGGAUCUUCUCCAGCGCUCAAGAAACAGCAAGUGAUUGGCUAAGCACAGGGCAGAGAAAGGCACCCAAGCAAGAGGAGGAAGGAAAGAAUGACGAUGACCGAAGAAGCACGACCGAAGGGAGUGCCAAGGCCCGGAGCCUGGUGGGCAGCCUGACCCAGAGCCUGCAAGCAGCCUAUCUCUCCGCCGUCUCUGCCCUGAAGGGGGACCCCGUCCCACCCUGCAGUGCAGCCGGACAGCGCCUGCACCUCUCGCCGCGCAGGGCGGGGUCCGAGGCGAGCACAAAAGCGGGCACGCUGUGGGGGGUCCUGCAGACCAUCGCCAGCGGCUUUCUGGGCACGAUCUUCCACUACGUACCAGUGCCACGGCUCUUGGCGAAGGAAGAGGGGACUGCGGCUGGGAUAACAGAUGGGGCCGAGACAUACCAGCAGCAGGAAAGCCGCCAGCCCCUGGCCACCCGUGCCCAGGAAAGGGGGCCCCAUGAUCAGCUGCGGGGAGACUGGCAGUCCAACCGAGGGCACCUCCCCCUCCCCUUCCUCAAUCUCGACGAGCCCCACCCGGUGCAGCAAGCCCCCUUCCAACACCGGAGCCCGGCGUUAGAGGCCAACUCCACCAGCGCCCGCAAAUCUGCCUUCUCCCCUUACAAAGAGGCAGCUGGCAGCCGGCGGUUGAGCGAAGGGCUGUACCGCUCCAACUCUGAGUCUGUGUAUGGCAAGGCUCACUACCCAGGCCUUUACCGUCCUUAA
Euleptes europaea (tarantolino) is the source of this 1536-nucleotide messenger RNA. RefSeq names its product perilipin 1 (gene PLIN1). Gene Ontology annotation, cellular component: lipid droplet. NCBI's taxonomy places the organism in Eukaryota, Metazoa, Chordata, Lepidosauria, Squamata, Sphaerodactylidae. The coding region runs from base 1 to 1536 and encodes 511 amino acids. The transcript has 8 exons. The record is from RefSeq and is a predicted model, not a curated record. Gene Ontology annotation, biological process: lipid metabolic process.